Messenger RNA from Frankliniella occidentalis (western flower thrips), 597 nucleotides. RefSeq lists its product as uncharacterized. NCBI's taxonomy places the organism in Eukaryota, Metazoa, Arthropoda, Insecta, Thysanoptera, Thripidae. The record is from RefSeq and is a predicted model, not a curated record. The transcript is spliced from 5 exons. Bases 61 to 582 code for a protein of 173 amino acids.
UCGCAGUACAUUCGUUCUGCUGGUGCGUUGUAGCAUCGUGGCCAGAUUUGGUGCUUCAAAAUGGCACUUAUUCUCGCAGCUGUCCUGUUAGCACUCAUGAAUCAAACGGAUGUCCACGGCAAAUCUCUCAACACUUUUGCGACGUAUCUGCACAGCCGCGCGAGUACGGCUUUGCAACAAAAGGCGGAUCUGGACAACCGUGCGAGUACGGCUAGCAACAAAGGCGGAUCUGCCUACGCCACCGGCGGAAAACAGGGCCGUUAUAUAGCAUACGGUACUAAAUUCUACAACUGUGAUCAGAGUCAAUUACCUACAUCCGACAAGCCUACGUGGAAUUGGUACCUCCGAUUCACGCACCACUUCAACCCACUUAAGCCAGAAGAGCUUCAACGCUUUGACGGCAACGUUACAGGAUUAGAAAGAUUGGAUGAUAGUGGCUGGGCGUCCUGCGUGGAUUGCGCCUCAUUCAAAUGCGUUUUCAUGGCUGAGUUUUGGCUGUUGGAUAUUGUCAAUUGGCAUCCCCAAACCACAAUUAUAAAGUUAAACGACGGUGUGACUACGCAUCAAGGCGCAUCAAGGUAAUACGGACCAAUUCUU